This is a messenger RNA of Quercus robur (English oak), 1194 nucleotides long. RefSeq lists its product as uncharacterized. The record is from RefSeq and is a predicted model, not a curated record. Bases 175 to 1017 code for a protein of 280 amino acids. NCBI's taxonomy places the organism in Eukaryota, Viridiplantae, Streptophyta, Magnoliopsida, Fagales, Fagaceae. The transcript is spliced from 6 exons.
AGCCACUCUUGUUGUGGAUCCUCACACACGGCACACCUUUGCCAAAGUGAUGAAAUUCUUAACAAACAACAGCUAAUUACCAAAGCAGCAACCAAAGUAACAAACAUUAUUAAUGACUGACUGAGAGAGAGAAAGAAAGAAAGAAAGGGCAACCUCAAAUGAGACGCAGAGAAAAUGGCUCUAAUGGCGACUAGAACGAAGGUGCCGCUGCUGCUGCUGCAUAGAGUUGUUAAAAAUGGAGGGGCGUUUGGGAAAGUGGGUGCAAUGCGUUCAUCUUCAACGGCGGUGGUGGAGUCUAGGCCUGUUGGGUUGGGUGUGUUGGGACUGAAAGACUAUGAGGAUUAUAGAAGGUCUUUGUAUGGUGAGAUCACUCACAAGGCCUUGCUGGUUGACGCUGCUGGCACUCUUCUUGUUCCUUCUCAACCCAUGGCUCAGAUAUAUAGGACGAUUGGGGAGAAAUAUGGGGUGAAGUACUCAGAGGAUGAGAUAUUGAACAGAUACAGAAGGGCAUAUGGGCAGCCUUGGGGUGGAUCCCGUCUCAGAUAUGUCAAUGAUGCAAGGCCUUUCUGGCAAUAUAUAGUCAGUUACUCCACUGGCUGUUCAGAUUCUCAGUACUUUGAAGAACUUUACAACUACUAUAGCACUAACAAGGCUUGGCACCUCUGUGAUCCUGAUGCUGAGAAUGUAUUUAAAGCUCUUAGGAAAGCAGGUGUGAAGUUGGGUGUUGUGUCAAAUUUUGACACUCGGUUAAGACCUUUAAUGCGGUCUCUAAACUGUGACCAUUGGUUUGAUGCUGUGGCAGUUUCAGCUGAAGUUGAAGCAGAGAAGCCAAAUCCAACAAUAUUUCUAAAAGCUUGUGAUUUAUUGGGAGUAAAGCCCGAGGAUGCUGUACAUGUAGGGGAUGACCGUAGGAAUGAUAUAUGGGGUGCUAGAGAUGCAGGCUGUGAUGCUUGGCUUUGGGGAAGUGAAGUUCACUCUUUUAAGGAGGUUGCUCAGAGAAUAGGGGUCCAGGUUUAAAGAAAAAGCAACCCUUUGAAGGAAGCUCUAUCUGUACAGUUGUUUUUUUUUUGGUUUAGUUUUGGUAGAGUUGUAUUUUCUGUGCUGUGUUGUAGUCUGAAUAAGAGAGUUGUGAGGUAGUAACUGAUGUUACAACAUUAUAAAUAAAAUAAUAGUGAGAUGAUUUUGUUCUCUUCA